UUCGUGAGUCUGUUGAAUUGUGCUGUUGGAGAUUUUGUCGUGCUCUGCGAGUUUUCAUUUGAAGUGAAGGAAAAAAGCCCCAAAUAAGCAAACAUGAGGGAAAUUGUGCAUAUUCAAGCUGGACAGUGCGGCAACCAGAUUGGAGCCAAGUUCUGGGAGAUCAUCUCCGAUGAACACGGCAUCGACGCCACUGGUGCUUACCACGGAGACUCUGAUCUGCAGCUUGAGCGCAUCAAUGUGUACUACAAUGAGGCUUCGGGCGGCAAAUACGUGCCGCGCGCCGUGCUGGUGGAUCUCGAGCCUGGCACGAUGGAUUCUGUGCGCUCAGGGCCGUUCGGUCAGAUCUUCAGGCCGGACAACUUUGUGUUCGGCCAGUCUGGCGCCGGCAACAACUGGGCCAAAGGACACUACACCGAGGGCGCUGAGCUCGUGGACUCCGUGCUGGAUGUGGUGAGGAAGGAGGCGGAGUCCUGCGACUGCCUGCAGGGAUUCCAGCUCACGCACUCGCUGGGCGGCGGCACUGGCUCUGGCAUGGGAACGCUUCUGAUCUCAAAAAUUAGGGAGGAAUAUCCCGACCGCAUCAUGAACACCUACUCAGUGGUGCCCUCGCCGAAGGUGUCGGACACCGUGGUGGAGCCCUACAAUGCCACGCUGUCUGUGCAUCAGUUGGUGGAGAACACAGAUGAGACGUACUGCAUUGACAAUGAGGCGCUGUACGACAUCUGCUUCAGGACACUGAAGCUCACGACGCCCACGUACGGUGAUCUGAACCACCUUGUGUCGCUCACGAUGAGCGGCGUGACCACUUGCCUGCGAUUCCCCGGUCAGCUGAAUGCUGAUCUCAGGAAGUUGGCCGUGAACAUGGUGCCGUUCCCACGUCUGCACUUCUUCAUGCCCGGCUUCGCGCCACUCACGAGCCGCGGCAGUCAGCAAUACCGCGCGCUGACCGUGCCCGAGCUCACGCAGCAGAUGUUCGAUGCCAAGAACAUGAUGGCUGCGUGCGACCCGCGCCACGGACGCUACCUGACGGUGGCGGCGGUCUUCCGCGGGCGCAUGAGCAUGAAGGAGGUGGAUGAGCAGAUGCUGAACAUCCAGAACAAGAACAGCAGCUACUUCGUGGAGUGGAUCCCGAACAAUGUGAAGACCGCCGUGUGUGACAUCCCGCCUCGUGGCCUGAAGAUGUCCGCCACGUUCAUUGGCAACUCCACCGCCAUCCAGGAGCUGUUCAAGCGCAUCUCCGAGCAGUUCACGGCCAUGUUCAGGCGCAAGGCUUUCUUGCACUGGUACACCGGCGAGGGCAUGGACGAGAUGGAGUUCACAGAGGCGGAGAGCAACAUGAACGACCUGGUGUCUGAGUAUCAGCAAUAUCAGGAGGCUACGGCCGACGAGGAUGCUGAGUUCGAUGAGGAGCAGGAGGCGGAAGUUGAGGAGAACUAAGCGCGCGCGCUCUCUCAAUUUGUAAGAUUAUGAAGAUGAUGUGUUUGUCGAAUAAUUCCUCUGCAACUCAAUAAAUUUUGCCUCUUUUUUCGAUAAAAAAAAAUGUCAUAUGAAAGAGAAAAAGAUAAAUUAUCCAGUGGUUGAGAUACAACAAAAAAUAAGGAGAUUUUGAAGAAAACAAAAAUCCUUCACUGCCCACGAAUAGCAUUAAGGCUUGAACUUCCCAUUCCCACAAUUGAUUUUUUGUACGACUUAUCCGAGAAAAAUGAUAAAUAGAUUCGUGAGCUUUCUGUUA
This is a messenger RNA of Phlebotomus argentipes, 1732 nucleotides long. RefSeq names its product tubulin beta-1 chain. NCBI's taxonomy places the organism in Eukaryota, Metazoa, Arthropoda, Insecta, Diptera, Psychodidae. Gene Ontology annotation, biological process: microtubule cytoskeleton organization; mitotic cell cycle. Gene Ontology annotation, molecular function: GTPase activity; structural constituent of cytoskeleton; GTP binding. Gene Ontology annotation, cellular component: microtubule; cytoplasm. The transcript is spliced from 3 exons. Bases 94 to 1437 code for a protein of 447 amino acids. The record is from RefSeq and is a predicted model, not a curated record.